AUGACGAUAAAGCAAGGUGUUUUCUCAUGGGAAGAUGUCAUCGCGCAGCGAUACCUAAACAACCACCCCAAACACCAACUUCAACCACACCCUCACCACGAUCACGAGAUCCAACACGCGCACAACAAUGAAUACAACCUAAGCCAAACAAACUACUACCCCUUCCAACCACACUCCCCGCUCCUCGCAAAACUCUCCCCCGAACUCCGCCUGUUGAUAUGGGAGUACGUCCUCGGUGGGAAAUGCAUACAUAUUGUUCAGUGGGCGAAUCGGCGGAUGGGGUACGUCGUCUGCACUGAUUCUGAUGGGAAUGGGAAUAAGAAUACGCAUAAGGUUAAGGGGAAGAUGUGCGAUGUUUGCCAGACGGGGUUACCGUCGCGGCGGGCAUGCGCGAAACGAGGGACGGAUACGGGGGUGAGGGGGCUGUUGGGGGUUAUGCUUGUUUGUAGGCAGAUAUACACAGAAGCAGGACACAUCCUCUACACAAACAACGCCUUUACAAUCCCCUCGACCUGGUCCCUUCCUUAUCUCCUCUCCUCACCCUCCUCCCCGUCAAACCCAUUGUCCAACAUCCGCACCCUGACCCUCCACUACGCCUUUCCUGGCCACUGGCUCCCCAGCAAAGACCCCGUGAAACAAAUAUACUUCACCUCCGGCCGCGUGCAGUGGACACAAACCUGCGCUACUGUAUGCUCACUCACAAAUCUUGAAAGAUUCACGUUGGUGCUGGAUGGUGGAUGGUUCGCGGAGAGUGCAUCGAGGAUACCAGUAUUUCUGGAGCCGUUGCGGGAUGUUGUUAUUAAGAGCAGGAAUCGGGGGUCGAGGAGAAUAGCGGAUACGGAAGAGGAAGAUAGGGAUGGGGAAGGGGGGUAUUGGGAAGUUAUACUCCCCAAACAACCAUAUUAUGUGAACGAGGUGAGGAGGUUGAAUGCUGAGGUUAAGGAGAGGGGGUUGGGGUGUGUUUUUAGGGUUUGA
Molecule: messenger RNA, 975 nt
Organism: Aspergillus ruber CBS 135680
Lineage: Eukaryota; Fungi; Ascomycota; Eurotiomycetes; Eurotiales; Aspergillaceae
Exons: 3
Coding region: 1-975 (324 amino acids)
Source: RefSeq, a predicted model, not a curated record